UCACAGCACCCACAGCACUCUGAGCCUGCUCGCAGCCCAACGGCCUCUCCGAGGAUGCUACAUUUAAAAGUGCAGUUUUUGGAUGAUUCCCAGAAGAUUUUUGUGGUUGAUCAAAAGUCAUCUGGAAAGGCACUGUUUAACCUGAGUUGCAGCCAUCUCAAUCUUGCCGAAAAGGAAUAUUUUGGGUUAGAAUUCUGCAGCCAUUCUGGAAACAAUGUUUGGUUGGAACUUUUGAAACCCCUAACAAAGCAAGUAAAAAAUCCUAAGGAGGUUGUUUUCAAAUUUAUGGUGAAAUUUUUCCCAGUGGACCCUGGACAUCUUCGGGAAGAACUUACAAGGUAUCUUUUUACUCUUCAAAUAAAGAAGGAUUUGGCUCUAGGAAGGCUUCCCUGCAGUGACAACUGUACAGCGUUGAUGGUAUCUCACAUCUUACAAUCAGAACUGGGAGACUUUCAUGAAGAAACAGUCAAGAAACAUCUGGCACAAAGCCGGUACUUACCAAACCAAGACUGUUUAGAGAGCAAGAUCAUGCACUUUCAUCAGAAGCACAUUGGCAAAAAUCCAGCUGAAUCUGAUAUUCUACUACUGGACAUAGCAAGGAAACUGGACAUGUAUGGCAUCAGGCCCCACCCUGCCAGUGAUGGUGAAGGGAUGCAGAUUCACCUGGCUGUUGCACACAUGGGAGUCCUGGUGUUACGGGGAAAUACAAAGAUCAAUACUUUCAACUGGGCUAAAAUCCGCAAGUUGAGUUUUAAGAGAAAACAUUUUCUUAUCAAACUUCAUGCCAAUAUCUUGGCGUUGUGCAAGGACACCUUGGAGUUCACAAUGGCCAGCCGAGAUGCCUGCAAAGCUUUCUGGAAGACUUGUGUGGAGUAUCAUGCCUUCUUCAGGCUUUCUGAAGAGCCCAAAUCAAAGCCCAAAACUCUACUUUGCAGCAAGGGUUCCAGUUUCCGCUAUAGUGGAAGAACCCAAAGGCAGCUUUUGGAAUAUGGGAAUAAACGGCAGUUGAAGAGCUUGCCAUUUGAAAGAAAGCAUUACCCGUCUCAGUAUCAUGAACGACAGUGCAGGUCCUCACCAGACAUCCUCUCUGAUGUGUCAAAACAAGUGGAAGACUUGAGACUAGCAUAUGGUGGUGGGUACUACCGAAAUGUGAAUGGAGUACACGCAUCUGAACCUGUGUUAGACAGUAGGAGGAGGAACUCUGCCGUGGAGGUGACGUUUGCAGCUGAACUGGAGCGUUCCAAACCAGAGGCGGAUCCCACAUCGUUACAUCAGUCGCAAAGCAGUUCAUCUUUCUCUUUUCUUUAUUCAGAUCCUGUCUUUAACACUGACCCUGAUCCUCAGCCUGAUCCCAGAGACUUCUUUGAGCAGAGAAGUCCUCUAAGCUCCUUCCGAACAAGCUCCAAGUUUGCUGACCAUCACAUAAACACAUCUUCUGGCCUCACAAGUGGAGUGAGUCCAGCAAGGCAGCUAACUUACACAGAUGUGCCCUAUAUUCCUUGUACUAGUCAGCAAGUGGAUAUUAUGCCUCCCCAAGUCUUUUUUUAUGUGGACAAGCCACCUCAGGUGCCCAGACGCUCUCCAGUCAUGGCAGAGGAAAGGGCAAGACCAGACAACUACUUAGAGCCCUCUGCAAUAAAGCCACCCAAAAGGAGUCCAAGGAACACCAGAAUAAAAAGCUUUCAGCAAGACCUUCAAGAACUCCAAGAAGCUAUGGCCAGGACUAGUGGUAGGAACAAUAUCAAUUUAGAUCCAGAAGAGGAAGACCCAAAUUUAGAAGACGCUUUUACAUAUAACAUUCAAGAGCAAACCCCCAAACGGUCCCAGAGCCAAUCAGACAUGAAAACUAUCCGUUUUCCUUUUGGGUCCGAAUUUAGACCUUUAGGGCCUCGUCCCGCUCUGAGUCGUAAAGCAGACCUAUUUACAUGUAUGUUUGCAGAGCAGGAGUUCCCAGCAGUUCUCAUGGAUCAGAGCACAGCAGAAAGAUACGUAGCUAGUGAAUCCAGUGAUUCUGAAUCAGAGAUUCUUAAACCAGACUACUACUCUUUGUAUGGCAAAGGAAAAAAGUCACCCAUGGCCAGAAUCCGUUUGUCUUCUGGUAGUCUCCAGCUAGAUGAAGAAGAUGAAGAUGUUUCUUUCAACACACCAAGUGCUGAAGACAGGACUUUACUAAAACCAUGUAAUUACUUCUUAGCUUAAGUAUGAAUUCUGUGAACAUUUCUGAGUCAGUUCUAUGUUAGAAUCUUAGGUAGAAAAUAAGGAACUUUCUUACAAACCAUUUUCUUAGUCACUCUUCAUUGGAAAGAUUCAGCUGCUGCCUCAUUCCCUGAGCUUCACUCUUCUGUUCCCUCAGAACAAACUGGAGCAUGUCCUCUCCUCCCCAAUACUAUGGCAGGGUGUGGGGAGUAUUUAUCAGCUCUGUUAUAUAUUUCUUCAUAGAGUGAUGAAAAAUGCAGGGCAGGCUGUUCAAUAGUGAAUAGUGAGAGUAUGGAUUUACAUAUGGAUUUGGCUUCUAAUGACAUAUUGUGAUUAAGUAGACUGUGGCUAUCUUGGUUAUUUUGUACAUUUUUAAAUAAUACAAAAUAAAGGCUUCAGUCCUCAUUAUUUGUGGGGGACCCAGUAAAAGCAGUCUUGUUAUUUGCUAAGGACUUUGAUUUUACCAUUUUUAUCUAGGGGAGCAUGGCCCUCUACAGCCUCAAAAACAAGGUGAUAGCAUAGAUCCUCUCAAUGGAACGGAUGUUUUUAGAAUAUAAGACUUGGCAGAAUUUAAAGCCCAGGAAAUUAAUGUAUUAGGCCCAAUUUCUACAGCCAGAUAUGGGGCUGAUGAGGAUAUUAUGUCUGAUGUAUAAUUUUUCUAUUCUUAAACAUCUACCAUAUGUAGUGAAGGAAACAAGCUAACAGAUCAGUUUGUUGACUGAAUG
This is a messenger RNA of Ictidomys tridecemlineatus (thirteen-lined ground squirrel), 2921 nucleotides long. RefSeq names its product FERM domain containing 7 (gene Frmd7). NCBI's taxonomy places the organism in Eukaryota, Metazoa, Chordata, Mammalia, Rodentia, Sciuridae. Gene Ontology annotation, molecular function: guanyl-nucleotide exchange factor activity. The record is from RefSeq and is a predicted model, not a curated record. Gene Ontology annotation, cellular component: cytoskeleton. Gene Ontology annotation, biological process: regulation of neuron projection development.